AUGUCGCCGAUGAUGAGCACCCUCUCGUGCGUGUCGUGUCGUAUCGCUUCUUUGAGCUCCUUCCACGCCUUGGCGAUUUCGUCAUUGCUCUUUCCUGUGUCGGGCAUAUACGCGCCGUACACGCUGAUUCGCGAUUAUGUCGACCUCCUGUUCUGGUUCAACCUUUUUGAGUUUGUCGGUGUUCCAUACGAUGGCCAUCGCUUCACUCGGUGUGGUGGCCAGGUCCUUACCAUUGCCUGUUUCUUUUCUCCUGUAUACGUCACUUUCUCUGCUUACCAUGUGCUGGCCAGGUCGGUUGUAUGCGAAUAUUCGGAUCCUCUUGAUAUCGGCCUUGCUGUUUCGCCGUCCUCUUCCGACUGCGUCGCCUUCCUCGCACGCACUCCGACGUCUCCCAAGCAUCCUCUCAUUGUCUGUGAGGGUCCGGAGGUCUUCCUCGCGGCAUAG
Molecule: messenger RNA, 444 nt
Organism: Emiliania huxleyi CCMP1516
Lineage: Eukaryota; Haptophyta; Isochrysidales; Noelaerhabdaceae
Exons: 4
Coding region: 1-444 (147 amino acids)
Source: RefSeq, a predicted model, not a curated record